Molecule: messenger RNA, 14861 nt
Organism: Drosophila biarmipes
Lineage: Eukaryota; Metazoa; Arthropoda; Insecta; Diptera; Drosophilidae
Gene: Cht6
Product: mucin-22
Exons: 12
Coding region: 322-14094 (4590 amino acids)
Biological process (GO): chitin catabolic process; carbohydrate metabolic process
Cellular component (GO): extracellular region
Molecular function (GO): chitin binding; chitinase activity
Source: RefSeq, a predicted model, not a curated record
AGCCAAGAUCUGUGCGGAUUGCAUAAAAUGCAGACACAGCAGCAGCAGCAGCAACAACUGCAACCGCAUUUAGCCCAGUUUUCUGAGCAAAUAUUUUCCAAGAGCUAACGACAAAAAUCUCACACUAAAUCUUAGCGCUAUUUCUUCCUCCUCGUCGUUGUCGUCGCGUUUAACUGAAAUAACAAUAACAACACCAGCAACAAGGAGAGCAGCAGCAGCAGCAGCAACAGCAACAGCAGCAGCAGCAACACCAUUGCCAGCAGCAAGAUCUAGCCCAAAGGAGCCUUGUAUUGCCACCUCGAGCAGCAAAAAGCCGCCAAAAUGCUUCCGUUCCGGCGUGGAGCGGCCUGGCAAACGCUCUUCCUGCUCUGCGCUCUCGCCUAUUGCAUAAACGAAGCCAGCAGCGAGGGGCGCGUGGUCUGCUACUACACAAACUGGAGUGUCUAUCGGCCGGGCACCGCCAAGUUCAAUCCGCAGAACAUCAAUCCGUACCUGUGCACCCACUUGGUGUACGCCUUCGGGGGCUUCACCAAGGACAACCAGAUGAAGCCCUUCGACAAGUACCAGGACAUUGAGCAGGGUGGCUAUGCCAAGUUCACUGGACUCAAAACGUACAACAAGCAGCUGAAGACCAUGAUUGCCAUCGGCGGCUGGAACGAGGCCAGUUCCAGAUUUUCGCCACUGGUGGCCAGCAGCGAGCGGCGCCAGCAGUUCAUCAAGAACAUCCUGAAGUUCCUGCGACAGAACCACUUCGAUGGCAUCGACCUGGACUGGGAGUACCCGGCGCAUCGCGAGGGCGGCAAGUCCCGCGAUCGGGACAACUACGCCCAGUUUGUCCAGGAGCUGAGGGCCGAGUUCGAGAGGGAGGCGGAGAAGACCGGACGCACCCGACUCCUCCUCACCAUGGCCGUGCCCGCUGGCAUCGAGUACAUCGACAAGGGCUACGAUGUGCCCAAGCUGAACAAGUAUCUGGAUUGGUUCAACGUGCUGACCUACGAUUUCCACUCAUCCCACGAGCCAUCGGUCAACCACCAUGCUCCGCUCUACUCGCUGGAGGAGGACUCCGAGUACAACUACGAUGCCGAGUUAAAUAUUGACUACUCCAUCAAAUACUACCUGAAAGCGGGUGCAGAUCGGGACAAGCUGGUUCUGGGCAUACCCACCUACGGUCGGUCCUACACCUUGAUCAACGAGGAGAGCACCGAGCUGGGAGCACCUUCGGAGGGUCCGGGAGAGCAGGGUGAUGCCACUCGCGAGAAGGGAUACCUGGCCUACUAUGAGAUCUGUCAGACCCUGAAGGACGAUCCCGAGUGGACUGUGGUGCAGCCGAAUGCCAAUGUGAUGGGUCCCUAUGCCUACAGGCGCAACCAGUGGGUGGGCUACGACGACGAGGCCAUCGUGCGCAAGAAGGCAGAGUAUGUGGUGGCCCAGGGACUGGGUGGCAUCAUGUUCUGGGCCAUCGACAACGACGACUUCCGCGGCACCUGCAACGGAAAGCCAUAUCCCCUCAUCGAGGCUGCUAAAGAGGCCAUGGUGGAGGCGCUGGGUCUGGGCAUCAACGAGGUGGCCAAGCCAAGUGGUCCGCAGAAACCCUCAAGAUCUCGCAGUCGCGAUAAUGCCAGCACCAGGAACCGUCUAAAUGGCAAGACCGAAGCUCCAGCCAGCUCCAGGCGGCCCAGUGCCACCAGGAGGCCAGCCGUGAGCUCUACUACCCAAGUACCACCGCCGAGCACCACCUUCAAGCUGACAGAAGCCGAGGGAUCCUCCCUUUACAUUGGAGGCAGGGCGUCCACCACGCCACCACCUCCAACGACUCCGGAUCCGGGCUCGGACUUCAAGUGCGAGGAGGAGGGCUUUUUCCAGCAUCCCAGGGAUUGUAAGAAGUACUACUGGUGUCUGGAUAGCGGACCAUCGGGUCUGGGAAUCGUGGCUCACAUGUUCACUUGUCCAUCGGGUCUCUACUUCAAUCCGGCCGCCGAUUCGUGCGACUUUGCCCGCAAUGUGCCCUGCAAGACCAAGAAAUCCACCACAGUGGCACCAGUGACCUCCACAGCCCCGACCACCACCACAGUGCGUUCGAAUCGAGUAACAGCUGCUCCCACGGCUCGUCCUGUGUAUCCACGAACCACCACCAGCACCACCACAAGCACCACGACCACCACCACGACAACGCCAGCCACUGUUGAUGAAGACCUCGAGUACGAAGAGGACACCGAUGAGCUGUCGCCCAGCAAGUCCACCGAUGCUGAGGAAGAUCCACAGGUGAUCAAGGAGUUGAUCGACCUAAUUCGCAAAGUGGGUGGUGUCGAGCAGCUGGAGAAGCAUCUGUUGCGCAACAAGGAUGGAUCGAUUACCCUAAAGGAGAACUCAGCCAGUGGUGCAGCCACCACACCCUCGACCAUUAGCAAAUCCCUGUACGACCGUGUGCUGAGUCGACCUGGAACUUUGAGUUCCUUCACACGCAAUCGUUUUAAGAUUAGUGAAGCCACGGAGACGAGCACGGAGGCCACUGCCUCGAGCAGUGGUUCUUCGAGUGGUUCAUCAAGUGGCACCGCUAAUAGCUAUUCCAAAUACUCCUCAGUUCUGAGGGGCAACAGCCGCCAGGGACCACAAAACGAGGGCAUUGAGAAGUUGGCCGAAUUCGAUGGUUUCUUGAAGGAACGCAAACAGUAUGUGACCAUUAAUCGUCAUCGGUCUGCGAGUCAGGGUGAUGAGGAGGAGCAUGCAGAUCAGCAGGAGGAGGAAGAGAAUCUGGCCGUGGUCGAGACAACCACCCGUCGUCCAUUGAGCUCAGUAACGCCUUCGUACACAAGUCUCCGACGCACAAGACCCCCCACUGUGGCUCCUCCAGAAGAAGAAUCCCACGAGGAAGCGGCGGAACAACAAACCCAGACUCAGGUCAAAUCCUAUGCCACCUUAAGUCGCACGCGAGGACGCACCACCGCACCACCAGAGGUCACGGAACCGGCACCUAGUUCGACAACCAAUCGUUACAAGUACUUUGAGCGUACGCGACCCACCAAGAGUGCCACUGCCGAGGAUGCCGAAGAUCCCACAGAGGACGAAGAAGAUGAGUACGAGGACGAGCAAAAGGAUAUUGUUACGGUACAAAGCAAACAAACCACAAAUACACGUAAAUAUGCGAGCAUCGGCCGCAGAACAACCACCACCACAACAGCAACACCAGAAACUACAACAACAACAACCACCGGCACUGAGACUGCCAAGGCCAGCACCACCACCAACAACAACUACAACAAGAACCACUACAACAGCAGCAAUAACAACAACAACAAUGUGAAACUGAAUAACCUAAUACCAACAGAAGAGAACAACACAGCAACACCCAGCACUACCGCCCAAUCCGAAACUACCACCACCACAACUAACGAAACCACUGAACCAAAUGAAAGCACCUCCACCACCACCAUCACAUCCUUAACUAAUAACCUGCAUAUCACCACCACACCCACACCAAUUGCAGCCUCCACUAUCCCAACAACAACCACCUCCAAUGGCAUUAGCUCAGACUCUCUGCUAGCCACCGAGCUGAGUGAAGCCUCACCCACCCAACUUCCUCCCAAUCCCGACGUAGAGACAACAACACCGACAACAACCACCUCAACCACAACGACAACGGAAUCCGAACUGGUCAGCACUACAACCACACCGAAAACAACAACCACCACGGGCAACAACGACCUGAAUGACGUUAACAACGUGGACGAGGACAGUGAGGUAACAAAAACUAAGACCCAAUACAAGUAUGCGACCACCAACCGUCGACGUAUAACCACAACAACCACCACCACCAACAACAACAACAAUGCAGAAGCAGCGAGCGAUGCUAGUCCAACAAACGGUUUGAGUAGUUUAAAUAGCAUUAGAACCAACCCGGGCAGAAGGCAACACCAACCAGAACAGACCCCAACAACAACCACAGAACCAAACCUUUCUAGUCCCCGACCCUUUGGUUAUCCCCGACGUCGCACACGACCCACAGCCAGCACUACCACUUCCACCACAAUUUCCCAAACCGAUAAUAACGAUAACAAUACCGAUAAUAACGAUAACGAAACCGAUGCAGUUGUGAAAGUAGUGAAGAAGACACGACUAUCUCCAGGGGAUAGGCCCAAGGUGAGUGCCAGUCUUCCAACAGCAACAGCAAUCUCCAACUCACGAACAAAAACCUCCUCACUGCACCACCAAGAGUCCCAAGUAGAAGUAGCUGGUAACGGUGGCAAUGAUAGCUUAAGGCAUGAAGUAGUUAGCUCUAGUUUAAGUCAAUCCCAAAACCACAUCGAUACCGACGCCCCACUCAGCACCACUCAGCCGCAUGUCAAGUACACUUGGCGCGGGGUGCGAGGCCCGACAUCGCAGCGCAAAGUGGUUGCCAAUUCUUUAGCGGGCGACGACAAGGACUCCCGACGCUUUGCCGGCAAGCAGUUGAACACCGAAGCAAAUGUGGAAGAUGAUCUCCAGCCGACCACCAAGUUCCGCAGCCGUCGCCUUAAUUCCGCCGAAGAUGAGUCCGAGGUGGCCCUCGAGGUGGCCACCCAAACAACAUCUCAUGGCUCCCGCAGUUACCAGAGCAUCCAACGCUCUGCUACCAAGACCACCACAGAUGACUCUCAAAUCCACUACAAAGCAAUCACUCGCGACUCCGACGGUGGGGCCCAUCUCACCGCAGGACGCAGUUCCAGUUUCGUAAGGAAUCUCGGUGAUGCAGCCAAACCUAUUCAACCACACCGACCGAUAAGCAGGGGAGGACAAAUUGUCGAGAGCACCACCGAAGAUGAAAAUGUAGCUGCUGAGGUAAUCGAUGAUGAAAAGCGGGGUGAGACCAAGGCGCCCGCUGGAAGUGUAAAUACGGAUGAUAGCAACACGGCUACCGAACAGGAGUCUCCCGAAAUUGUUACUGAAGCGGCACCACAACUGGAGAUUACCACUCUGCCCGCAGAAACUUCAGAUGUGAGCAGCUCUUCAGAAGCCACUGUAAGCACCGCUGAGAACAUUAUCAGCAGCACUACAGAAGCCAAUUCCGUCGAUAGAGUAAUUAAAGAAGCUUUAGACACCGAAACUAGAGAGCAGGCCAUAUCCGAGAGCAACAACGAAGAGUCAUCGACAGAAAUCAGCGAAGCUAUCAACACAAGUGCACAAUCUGAAGACCUCAACAGCAGCACCAGUGAAUCGAAUUCGGAAGCUAGUAUCAACGAUAGCUCCAGUGAAUUACCUUCAAGUAGUACAGAACUACCAGAGAGCAGCACUAGCACCACAGUGGUUCCCCAAGAAAUGUCUACGACAGCUGCAGAGAAGCCCACUCGUCGGGCUUUCAACCACUCUGGCUCAACCACAGCUGAAGCUAUGCCAGAAGAGGAAACCACAACUACUGCAAGCCCUAAACGCCGUGUUAUCGUUGGCACCAGAACCAGCACUACGGAAGCAGAAAACGAAAUUCAGAGCACUACUGAAGGAUUAAGACCUCGCGAAAGUCCAAAACGACGCGGCUUCUACAGAACCAGCACCACAGAGGCAUCUAGCAGCACUGCUGAUGCAGAAAACGGAGUGCAGACAACCACCGAAGGUCCAACGCGUCGUUCGGUCUUCAGAACUAGCCCCACUGCGGCAACUAGCAGCACCACCGAAGAACCCAGUAACCCCACCGAACCAGAAGGUGAACUCGAGACAACCACCGAAGGUCCAACACGUCGUCCUUUUUUCAGAACUAGCACCACUGAGGCUCCUAGCAGCACCCCUGAAGCCUUAAGCCCCACUCCUACUGAAGAAAUCGCUAGCAGUUCCUUGGGUGAUGAGGUUGAAGAAGAUGCAUCCACCACUCGUCGUUCGCUUUUCCUCAAGAAGACGCCAAGCACCACAGAAGCUUCAACCACAACAACUACAGAAGAAACCGACGUGAGCAGCUCCACUAGACGUAGCUUCUUCCGCACUAGCAGUACCACAGAGGCAACCACAAGUACAACAACCACCGAAGGGGCUAAGGAGGCUGAAAACGAGAGUGAAGCAACCACUGCCUUGCCACGGCGAAGAGUUAUAGUCAGAGGCAGCUUUAGGCCACGCAAAGAGGGAGACCUAUCCUCUCUUCUAGCGGCAGAUGCCAAUAAAAGAGCCAGAAACAAUCACAGCACCACGAGCACUGAAACGCCUAUUGGUCGUUCGGCUUCCUCCAAGGAAGAGGAAAGCGAGCAACAGGAACCUCAAAGUGCGGAGAGGCUAAACCGUGGUCGGACUUCGUUGAAUGCCGUUCGCAACCGCACAACCACAAAAACCGAAAGCUUAGGCAAUGGAAUCACUCGCACUCGCACCACCUAUGUGCGCACUUUGGACGCAGGGCAAAAGGUUGUGAAGCGCAUCCACACGAAAACCGUGGAGGAGAAACCCGCGGAGUAUGAGUACAUUAUCGAUGAAGUAACCCACCCACCACCGCCCAGCAGCACCCCGCGCACUGUGACCCGUAACCGUGGAUCCGUGCGUUUUGAGAGCAAUGAUCUUUCGUCCCUGCUGGCCCUGGACUUUGCCUCCCGUAGCAACCGAAAGAAGCAGGCCCAGACCGAGACGACGGUGACCAAAACGAGAAGGCGUCUUCUUAAGAAGCCCAAGGAAACCAUCGAGCACGAAGAAGUUGAAGAAUUUGAGUACGAAGCCGGUCACGGAGCUGGUAAUGAUGUGGAGGAGACACCAAGUGCAAGCACAACAGCCAGGACUAUUAUUCGAAGAACCAGACCGACUAGAGGUAGUACGACUACCACGACAACCACUGAAAUACCGAACGAAAUCGAAGCCAGUACUCGCAAGGCUAGCUUCGCCUUUAAGAGGCCCUCGAAAGCUAGUACAACAACUGAAGAACCUACAACUACCUCUACGGAACCAUCCCCCUCAUCAGAAGCCACCACCAGAAGAGUUCUUGCCUUCAGAAGACCUCUGAGCACAACAAGCACUGCGGCUCCAGUUGAAGAAGUGUCUACGGAGGAAGCCACCCCUGCCUCUGUAGAUGUCACCACCAAAAAAAUUCUUUCGUUCAGAAGACCGGUGAGCACAACAACCACUGCAGCGUUAGAAGAAGACGAGUCUACAGAGGAAGCAACCUCUGCCUCUGUAGAAGCCACCACUAGAAGAAUUCUAGCGUUCAAAAGACCCGUCAGCACAACAACUACUGCCGCUUCAAUAGGAGAUGAGUCUGCGGAAAAAGCAACCUCUACUUUCACAAAAGACACCCCCAGAAAAGUUCUUGCCCGCAAAAGACCCGUGAGCACAACGACAACAACACCAGUUACCGUCAAAGAUGACUCUACAGAAGAUCAGUUGGCGGCGGCCAAGCAACAGUUUGUAAAUCGCCUCAAAACCAGCACCACCACGACAACAACCACCACAGAAGCGACCUCAACCACCGAAGAAGAUUUAAGCGAUCUUAAAGUGCAGCUAAGUAACGCCAUAAAUCGUUUGCAGACAGAGAAUAAAUUGGAAAGCCAAACAAUCACCAAGGAAAGUGAAACUUCAGAAGAUGAAGGCGAUGAUAAGCUUUCUUUACCGAUUUACCAUAGAAGAAAGUACUAUCAGUAUGUGAAAGAUUCGCCGAUUACAUACAUUGACAAGUCCCCCGCACCACCAGAUAUUGAAAGUGUAACUGUGAACAUAAAGCAGCAAAUCCAUGAUGUUUUCAAUGUGAGCGAAAAUGAAACACCAAUCAAUUCCCUAGGCGAAGAGGGAGAGAGCGAUGACCAUCGCCUAGCGAUGCAACAGGCCAGGGAAAUCAAUGCCGAACUCGGUCAUUUUUUAUUGAAAACCCCCGGGUCAAAAAAGUCCCAGAGACAGGGCAAAACCUUUAAAACAAUACUACUAGCAGCAGACUCAAGCAACGAGACCUCCAAGAUUGUGAGCUUUUCUCUUCUAGAAGAAAAGGAACGAAGCGAAGAUAAUGCCAGGGCUUUACGCACUUACACCAGACUUAACCGCACCCGAUUGACCCCGUCCACCAGGUUGCAGGAGGAGACUCCAAGUGAACCACUAGAUACAACAACCAGAAGAAGCUAUAGCGUUCCACAGCGCUUCCGUGUUCGCUCGACGACACCCACACCAGCAGCUACGGAAAAUAGUGAAGAGGACGAUGAAGAAAUUAAAGUUAAAUCUCAAGAAGAAUCUCUAGUGUCAAGUGCAACUACCGAAGUACCAUCCAAUAGCUUCAAAAAGUUUCCGACCAGAAGAGUGUUUACCCCCAGAAAACCCGUGAAUGCUGUGGUGGAUUCUCCUAAUACCGACAACGACAACGAGGAAGAGUCAAAGGUGGAAUCAACGACAAGGCGCAUCUUUGCCGGCUUUAACAGAUUAAGAGGCAAGGGAAGUACCACCACAUCCACCGAGGAAGCCAGUGAUUCAACCACCAAGGCAGCACCCACAACUGCGAGAAGCACAAGGCAACCAUAUGUGGGCAUUAAUCGCAGAAUUACGACAACGACAUCCGCAACCACAACAACCACUGAGAAGCCAGAGGAAAAUGAAAUUGAAAACAAUGAAAAUGAUGAAGAGUCAACUACUAUAAGUUCUGAGAAGGAUGUUAACGACGCCAUUGAAGAAAAGAAAGUUGAAGUCAAAGAGACAGAAGAAGAAGUUAAGACGAAAGCUCCCGAAGAGGCGGACGACAGCACUGAAGAGCCCGAGCUGGAAGCCCAUAUAGACGAUGAUAAUGAGAUCCCUCUGCUAGAAAGCGGACUUUCUACAGAAGCGACUACGACAACAACAACGAGUUCUCCGGCAAGCUCCACCACACGUCGUCAUUUGGUAAUUCGUCGCCGUUUUAAUGGCACCAUAACAACAACCACCACGGCCUCCUUAGUUGAUGACGAAAAUCUAGAGAAUGAGAUCGAUCAACAUGAUACGAAGAGUUCAACACCAAAAGCGAUAACUACAACUCCACCAAGGCGGAAACUUUUUAUACGCCGACGCUUUAAUGCGACCGUAACACCACCAACAACAACGACGACCGCAAAUCCCAGUGCCGACAAUGAAAUAGAUCAGGGCGAGCCAGCUAAUGCGGCAACAACAACCACACGACGACCGCCUCUGUCACGUCGCCGGUUUAAUGCGACUUCCAUCAGAACAACCACGUCGGGAUCAACGAACGGCGACGAGAUUAGCACACGUCGUCCGUAUGCGGCCUUGAACCGGUCACGUAAUCGCUUUACAACACCGCGAGCAACAACCACCGACGAUGGGGAAAAUGACGGCGAUGACGGUGAUGAUGACGAUGAGGAAGAAAAUCAGGUGUCACAGGUGACUCCGCCACGUGCCACCUUCCUUCAAACAAACCGCCAUCGAGCUCUGCAACGCACCCCCGAAGAAGAAGAGGAGGACGAGGCUGCAGCGGUGGUUCCGGCACGUAAACCAACCAGCUUUGCAGCUCGUCGCACCACCACAGCACCACUGAGACUUAGCUCCAGCACAAGACGCAAUCUGGUGGCGAUCAAUAGAAAUCUGUACCACAGAGCGGAGGGAUAUAAUGAUCAGGAUGAAGAAGGGGAAGAACCUGAGGAGGAGUACGAUGAAAAUGAGGAAGGCGAGGAUGAACAAGAAGAAUUCGUAGAUCCUCAAAUCAGAAGCACCACCGCACGUUCACGACUAAGUCAACUGCUUGCCAACAGGCAAAGACAACCGCUAAGGACAACCACACAAAUACCGACAGAGACAGAUAACUCCAACUUUACAAAAACUGACUCGGACAAUGAGGAUGAUGAUAAGGAAGAAAACGAUGAAGAUAAUGAUGAUAGCUCCGCUGAGGUAUCGAACAGUAACCACACACUAAACCACAGCAAUACUCUGGGGGGAGGCACCACUAACCUUAACAAUCUUACUAACCGUAGCACCGCACUGAAUGUAGCUAGUCAACGUAGUAACAGCACCGUAGCCAAUUAUAUUAAUCGAUUCAAGUCAAACAGUUACACAACCAACAACAAACCAGUCACAGUCACAGCUAAUCUUAAGUCAGUUAGUCCAGAUAACGAUGAUGAUGAAGAUGAUAAUGCUAAUGAUAACGAUGAUGAUAACGAUGCUAGUCCAGAGAAUGAGGGCGGGGAGAAAUCGAGUGGGGCUGGUUUGAACGCCUUAGGUACUGAUGUUAAUUCCACACGACGCUUUCAGAAUCGUUAUCAAUUGAGCCGCACCAGAGGCAGCACCACCAACACCACCCCAACAAGCACAACAACACAACAACCCCCAACAACAACCACCGCCAGAAGACUGGCCUUUGGGGGCCGUCAGCGUGCCCAGGUAACUAAACUAGCCCUAGUCGAUGAGCAGACUGAAGAGACCGAGACUAAGGGGGAUGCCCACAAAGAUGAAGAAGAGAAGGAGGAGGAAGAAGACUCCAACGCAACCACAACGACAACCACCACCACCAGCAGACCAACACCGAAGCGCAUACGUGUGCUGAAGUUCCGCAGACCCUUGAAUAGCAAUAGCAAUAGUUCCACUGUAGACAGCUCCACUAAUAGCGCCACUGAAACUAACCCAGACACCACCACAGCCACACCAACAACAUUAGGCCAAAGCACCACCAGCAACAACAACAACACCACAAGCACCACAGGCAACAAGCGUUUCCGCAAGAUUGUGCGCAAGUUGAGGCCCGUGGACUCAAGUACCGCGUCUAGUGUGGAUAAUUCCGAAGAAACCACCCGUAAACCUUUCGUCCCCAGCCACACCAGAUUCGCUGAUCAGGAAAAUGAUCUAGUGAAUCUUCGCCAGCGGAUCAAGGAGCAGCAAGCACGAGGUGAGCCCCAGGAUGGAGUGAUCAGCAAUCGAUUCAAGACCCUGGGUCAAAAGGACGAUCAGGAUGUCUCGGAUUUGCAGAAGCUGAGGGACAAAGUGAAGGCCGAGCAGGCAAGGGGAGAGGGAGAACAGGGAGUGAUUAACGAUCGUCUGAAGAAGCUGCUGGCCGAGAAAGGCACCACCAGCACCACUAGCGCUCGCCAACGAGAGGAAGCUUCGACAGAUGAUGAGUCUUCAGCGGUUUCCUCGGCCAGACCGUUCUUUAAACGCAAACUGGUCGCCCGCAGACCCUAUACACCACCCUCGGCCAGCGGCGGUGGCACCACCAAGGCCCCUCUGGCGUUCAGCACCACCCGGCCCACGGCGAAAUUUGUGCGCAAGAAGAACGGUCGAUUCGAUCCCUUCAACUCGAGUGUCCGCAAUCGCGGCGAGGGCUUUGUAAGAAGUGAUCCCCGAGGCUCAAGACUGCCGGGAGCCGAUCGCUUCAAGUCCCAGGGAAACAAUGAGGACGAUGAGGAGAUUGAAGAACGCCAUGAACGACCACUGCAGAAUCAGUUUGGAUCCACAUUGCGCAGACCUUUCGUGCCAAAGACGCGACCAUUUUUAGAUAAAACCAAGCCGCAGCAGGAAGAUGAGGCAGAAGACAGCGAAGAGGAGGACGAAGAGGAGGAUUCUGAGGAGGAAGGAGAUGAAGAGGAGGAUGAAGAUGAAGAGGAGGAGAGGAAGGCCGCGGGUGAGGAGGAGAAGCCACAUGAGGAUAAUGGUCAAGACAAGCCCAAGUUCAAUUCCCCGUACAAGCCCAAGGAUAACCGAGUGUUGCCGGGCAGUCGUCCCACAUUUGGAGCCACCGGGAGUGGGUCACCACCCACGGCAUCUGGAAACGUACCCUUCAAUCCACGCAGCCGUCCAUCCAGCUCGGCCAAUGCGAACAGCACACCGGCCAACCGUUUUGGCACCACAAAGCGACCCCGAGUCGUCAACCGACCACCGGGUGUGGCCUCCCCGAACUUGACCUUGAAACCGGUGGCCAGCGACUAUGAGCGCACCACACCACUGACACCACUGAAACCGGCGCCAUUCAUACCCAGCAACAACAGGAGUUACGAGCGGAAGUACACGGGUCCAUCCACAGAGGCCACGGAGACGGCCAGCGAAAAUUCGCUAAUCGAAGAACUGAACAUCGAUGCACUGAAUGCGAGGAACAAGAAGAUCUUUGACAAGCACAGCAAGAAGCAUCCGGCCCUGAAGCCCAAGGUGGUCAAGAUAGAAUCCGAAUCGGAAACGGAGACGGGGGCGGAGGUGGAAACCGGAACGGAGGUGGCGGUGGAAGAGGAAACCACCGAGGAGCAGCAGCAGCUGGAGCAGGGCUUUGUGACCACCACACCCAGUACACCACCAUCACCACCACCACCAGCACCACCCAGCACACAGUCAGACACAGCCACCACCACAGACACGCCACCAGAAACUGAAACCGAAACUGAUAUAGAAACUGUAACCGAAACCGAAACAGCGACCAAUGCUAAUGAAGCCACUUCCAUCAAUUCACAGGAUCGAUCCCUCUCGAGCAGCACUCAAGCACCACCGCCGGCCACCACCUUGCUGCACGUGUUCACCCUGCUCGAGGGCGAUAGCCCCGAAGAGGAGCCGACGACCAGAAGGCCGAUCCAGGCCCGUCUCCAUCCCACCAUACAGACGGAGGUGGUGCCCAAGCACAAGCUGAUUGAGAUCAAUCGCAUUGUCGAGAUCAAUUCUAAGCAGGCCAAGGCUGCCCAGAGGAAAUCGAAGGCCAACCAGGACUUUGGCACACUGCGCGUGGAGUCCCUGCCCCACGUGGAGCAGCUGGGCGAGAUCAGUGUGGUCAAGUAUGUCCAUCUGGUGGAUGGCAGUGACAUUCAGAUAAACGAUGGGCACAGCACAGUGGCAGACUAUACGCCCACCGAGCCCACCUUUUCGGCGGCUCAGAGUCCUGUCUCCGCUCCGGUGAGGAAUUCUCUCCCGGAAACCGAAGGAGGCACCGACACCGAUCGUAAUGGCAAGUCUUUAGUCCCCGAAGUCCUAGCCGGCGCCUUGGAGACCUCGACCAUCUCGCUGGAGGGACUCUUCGAUUCGGCCCGCAAGGGCAAGCAACUGAGCAGCAAUAGCAUUAUCGCCGAAGCGGAGACGGAGGAGAGCACCACCGUUAGCAGUAGCAGCGCCUCGGCCACCGAACCCGGAGAGACCACCACACCGGCACCCACUUACGUAAGACCCAUUGUACCCCUCCUCCGACCCGAGUCCAAUGAGUCCUCGCCCCUGGUCAUUUCGAUAGCCAAUCUCGAUCAGGUGAUACUCAGCAAGGUGCAAAAGUCGCUGGCCGAGGGCAGCCACACCACAGUGUCGCCCGAAGCUGCCAGCGACUCGAACUCGGCCUUCUCCGUGCGCCAGCCGCUGGUGGUGCAGGCUCCCAUCGGCAGUGGUGCUCCAGAAACCAACACACUAACACUUAACACCCAAGAUCAAGCCGGCAAUGGUGCUAUUAGUGAGAGCGUUGAAUCAGUUAUACAAACAACAACCACUAGGCCAGUAGACGAUCAGGUGGCUGAAGAAACCACAAUCCUUAGCAUUGACACAGCCACAGAGCCACAGAUUAGUACACAGCCAACGCUUGCCGAAUCAGAAGCCAACAGUGGAACAUUAACGGCCAUGCCAAUUGGUGCUGUUAUUAUGGGUCAGCUCGGUCUAAACACACAAGUAACAACAACCACUUCAGACAAUGACAACCAACAAAGUAAUACUCAAACAACAAGCACAAUUAGCAGUGGUACAACAACCCCCGCUGACAACAACCUCCAAGAUAACACUCAAUCAACAAGCACAACAACCAGUGAGACUAGCAGCGGCGCUAUUAGUUCCGAAGCUAUUGGUGGCAACAACCACCACCUAAGCACGCAAACAACAACCACAAUUGGUGAGACUAUUGAUGGCCACCACCUCCUGAAUACACAGACAACAGUCACCAAAAACAGUCCAGAAAACACGCCAGCAAGCACAAUUGGCACAAGUGGUGGGGCUGUUGGUGGCAACAGCAACCUGAGCACACAGACAACAACCAUCAGUAGUAGCGCCAAUAGCACCACAAGUUUGGGCAGCAAAGUUAGCGAGGCAGUUAGCUUUAGUUCCGAGACGCAUGUGGUGCAUCGCAAGAAGAUGGGGCGCAAGGGGCGUGGCCGUCGCCUGCGCAACAAAUCGACGUCGACAACAACAACAACCACUGAGACGCCGACCACGGUGGAGGCGUCACUUGACGACACCACCACAGUGGUGCCGGAAUAGGUCACAAAAACAAAACCAGAAGCAUACAAAAAACCAGAGCAAAUCAGCGUAGUUAGUUAUUUCUAGUCUUAGCCCUUAUCCAGAGAAGAGAAUCUUCUGCGAGCUUAACCCUUUUGUUGCCAAAACCGUAGAUAAUUGGCUGCGUUGCUUCGGCUUAACAACAACCACGGCAUAAAACAAAUUAAGUAAACAUCCAUUUCGGCUGCUUAAAUACUCCUUCCAAAUUUCCAGUGCUGCUGCUUUUAAUUUGAAUAUUUCUACUAUACAUACUUUUUUUUGCUAUGUAAAUUAUUUAAACAAUUCGUAUUCUUCGAGCUGCCAUACCCAAACAACAACCACAAGAACACCCACACAUAUACAUCCACUCACACACAUUCGUUCACACAUGCAGAUGCGAAAAGUCUUUCCUUGGUUUGAAUAUAGUAUUUCUAGAAAUACGUAUAGAAUUCUAGACAAACAACGACCCUCAGUGGAUACAAUCUUGAUCAACUUGAAGUAACUCAUAAUGGCUUUCAGCAGGCGCAGUUCUCUCUUAAUUCUUUCUCCUUUCUAAUAUUUUUAUUUUUUUCACUCUUUCCCCUCUACCCGAAAUACUUUAAGUCUAGCUUUAGUUGUAAAAUAUUUAUGCACAACAAUAAAAUAAUGAACAAAAAGAAACAAACUAUACAUAUUAUUAUUGCCACAACAGAACACGAAAAACUCCCCCACCUUAACCCCUAAUCCUGAAAAGUGUAAAAUAGUACAUAUAGAAUUGGAAUAGUCUUGUA